This is a messenger RNA of Adineta steineri, 591 nucleotides long. The record is from the annotation of a GenBank genome assembly. Lineage: Eukaryota; Metazoa; Rotifera; Eurotatoria; Adinetida; Adinetidae.
AUGUCGGACAAAAAUGAAACAAAUAAUUUACAUGAAAAUAAUGAUACAAUUGAAGAAAAACGGCGGAAAAAUAUGAUUGAUAAUCAAAAGUUUCUUGAUAGUCUUAAAUUGUUUAAUGUACGUGAUGAUUUAAAAUCGACAGUUAAUUCAGUUACAACAGAGAAGAAACCACCACGAAAGAAGCAUACUCGAAAGGACAAACUUGAUCCAUCAGAGAUACGUCGAAGUUCUCGAAUUCAAUCAAUGCCUCGUAAUCAUUAUAAUGAUCAAUCAUAUGAAAAUGAUGACGAUUUUAUCGUAUCAACUGAUGAAACAUCCAAUGGAGAAAAUGAAGAUGAAGAUGAAUUAAAAUCAGUUUUUACAACUAAAGUUGAUAAAGAUUGGAAACCAUCAUAUUCAGUAAAACAACCUGCUGUAAAACAUUUACGUCCUGUUCGUACGGCAGCUAAAACAGUUUCUGGUGGAGUAAAAAUAUAUCAACCAAAUGUUGGAUUACAAGCGUCAAUGGUUCAAUCUACAGAUCAUUCUCAAAACUUUUAUAGAGCUAAAAAAAUAAAUGUUGCUAUAUCCUCGUCAUCAGAAGACGAUUAA